AUGUCUUCUAAAGAGAAUGACGUUAAGGAUGCUCCCUCAAAGAGUGGGGAGCAGGAGCAACAGAACUUGGUGAGCAGAGUGGCCAGCCUGCCCAUGGUCAGUGCUGCUUACGACAUGGUCUCCACCACUUACACGUCCAUCAAAGAGACCCACCCCGUCAUCAGAUCCAUCUGUGACGUGGCAGAGACUGGAGUGAGGACCAUCACCUCUGCCACAGUCAGCGGGGCCCAGCCCAUCCUGGACCAGCAGGCGCCUCAGGUCUCAACAGCCAGUGACUAUGCCUGCGAGAGCCUGGACAAACUGGAGGAGAAGCUGCCUGUCCUCCAACAGCCAGAUGACAAGGUGGCCUCUGAUGCCGAAGAGCUAGUAUCAUCAACACUGACCAGUGCCAAGGAUGCUGUCUGCAGCACGGACACUGGAGUGAAGGAUGCAGUGACCAGCAUGGUGGGUGUGGCUAAAGGGGCUGUCCAGGAGAGCAUGGAGAUGACCAAAUCCGCAGUGACCAGCAGCAUGAGCACAGUGGUGGGCUCCAGCAUGGGGCAGACGAUCAUGAGCGGUGUUGACUUGGUACUUGAAACAUCUGAGUCGUUCGUGGAUCACUACCUCCCAAUGACGGAUGAGGAACUUGCUAAACUUGCAGUAUCCCUGGAGGGGCCGGGAGAGACUCCUGCAGAGCAGCAGAGUUACUACGUGCGUCUGGGUUCCCUUUCGAGCACGCUGCGCCAGCGAGCCUACCAGCACGCCCUGGGCAAGAUGAGACAAGCCAGGCAGCGCACCCUGGAGGCCCUCUCCCAGCUCCAGCUGACCAUUGACCUGAUGGAACAUGCCAAGCAGGCCAUGGAUCAGAAUUCUCAUGAUGGGCAGGAGAAACUGCAGAAGAUGUGGCUGGAGUGGCACAAGGGCCAGCCAGGAGGCAGUGAGGACAAUGGCUCACCGCAGCCAGAGGAGAUGGCGUCCCAGGCUCUAGCCACUUCCCAUAACCUCAUCCUGCAGGUGCAGACUGCCUGCCAUAGCCUCCUGCCCAACAUCCAGGGUCUCCCUGCCACUCUCCAGGAGAAGGUUCAGCAAGCCUAUGAGAACAUGGGAGAGCUCCAGACUUCCUUCUCCAAUGUCCAGUCCUUCCAGGAGCUGCCUGAGGGUAUCCUGACCCAGACCCAGGAGAAGGUGACCAAAGCCCAGGAGUCCCUGGAUGAGCUGCUGGAAUAUGUGGUGCAGAACGCUCCCCUCACGUGGAUCGUGGGACCCUUUGCUCCUGCUGGAGACUCUACUGAGAAGGUGGAGGUACCGGCGGAGGCUGAGAAGGUGGAGGUACCGGCGGAGGCUGAGAAGGUGGAGGCAGAGGCCUGA
Molecule: messenger RNA, 1347 nt
Organism: Emys orbicularis (European pond turtle)
Lineage: Eukaryota; Metazoa; Chordata; Testudines; Emydidae
Product: perilipin-3-like
Exons: 7
Coding region: 1-1347 (448 amino acids)
Biological process (GO): lipid storage; positive regulation of triglyceride storage
Cellular component (GO): cytosol; lipid droplet
Source: RefSeq, a predicted model, not a curated record